Physeter macrocephalus (sperm whale) is the source of this 6720-nucleotide messenger RNA. RefSeq names its product methyltransferase 4, N6-adenosine (gene METTL4). Gene Ontology annotation, molecular function: nucleic acid binding; site-specific DNA-methyltransferase (adenine-specific) activity; RNA methyltransferase activity. The coding region runs from base 357 to 1769 and encodes 470 amino acids. Lineage: Eukaryota; Metazoa; Chordata; Mammalia; Artiodactyla; Physeteridae. The transcript has 9 exons. Gene Ontology annotation, cellular component: nucleus; cytosol. The record is from RefSeq and is a predicted model, not a curated record.
CGCCGGAACUCUGCGUGUUGGUGAAGUGCCGCCUCCUCACGGGGGCGCUCGGGGGUCUCCCGGCAGCUGUAAGCGUCCUCUGCAAAGACUGUCUGACCCUUAAAUUUAGCUGUGAACACCCGAGCGCUUUACGUCCCUGAGUAGCGAGCAGAGCGCUCCAAGCAGCCCUGGAAACGUUUUUUCCGUACAGCAACAUGGCGGCUCCUGUUGACUGUUAGAAAAGGAGAUUUUUUUUUUUUUCCUUUGCCCUGAAAGGAGUGUCUUUCAGGACCACUGUUUAGAUGGGUGCUGUUUCAUGAAGCAAGUCUGGGAAGGCGGCGUGCACUUUUCUGACAAGGGAGGCGGCGAGGAAGAGAAUGUCUGUGGUGCGUGAGCUAUCACCAGGAUGGUUACUGGAUCAUCUUUCUUUCAUUAACAAGAUAAGUUAUGAACUUCACCAGCAUCAUGAGCCUUGUUGCAGUAAAAAUGAGCCUACUUCUUCUGUUCACGUUGAUACUCUUCACAUGGAUUCUAUGUCCUCUUUUGGAGCCUCUGCUACCUGUAUUGCUUCUACCACUAAGCCAGAAAAUGAUGAUGGAGGAAAUUGUGAAAUGUUCAUACAAAAAUAUGUUUUUCGAUCUGAACUGUUUGAUGUCACCAAACCUUAUAUAACUUCUGCUAUUCACAAAGAAUGCCAACAAAGUAAUGAAAAGGAAGAGCUAGUAAAUGAUGUUAAGAAAGAAAUCUCCAUUUCUGUUAAUGGGAAGAAGCGUAAGAGAUGUGUUGUUUUCAAUCAAGGUGAAUUGGAUGCUAUGGAAUACCAUACAAAGAUCAGGGGGCUGAUUUUGGAUGGAUCUUCACAGUUAAUCCAAGAAGGUCUCAAAAGUGGCUUUCUUCAUACACUUUAUGAAAAACGGGACAAGUAUAGUGAGCCCAUUACUUUACCACUUGAUACCUGCAAUUUGUCAGAAUUAUGUGAAAUGGCAAAGCAUUUGCCUUCUCUGAAUGAAAUGGAACUUCAGACGUUACAAUUGAUGGAAGAUGAUAUAUCUGUUACGGAGCAGGAUUUAUUUUUACGGAUUGUUGAAAACAACUCUAGCUUUACAAAAAUGAUUACUUUAAUGGGACAGAAAUACCUGCUGCCACCAAAAAGCAGUUUUCUUUUGUCUGACAUUUCUUGUAUGCACCCGCUUCUGAACUGUAAGAAAACAUAUGAUGUAAUUGUGAUAGAUCCACCAUGGCAGAACAAAUCAGUUAAAAGAAGUAACAGAUAUAGUUAUUUAUCACCACUGCAAAUCAAGCAGAUACCUAUCCCUAAGCUGGCUGCUCCAAACUGUCUUGUUGUUACCUGGGUGACGAAUAGACAGAAGCACCUGCGUUUUGUUAAGGAAGAGCUUUACCCUUCUUGGUCUGUGGAGGUAGUUGCUGAAUGGCACUGGGUAAAAAUCACCAGUUCAGGAGAGUUUGUGUUCCCAUUAGAUUCUCCACACAAAAAGCCUUACGAAGGUCUUAUACUGGGAAGAGUUCAAGAAAAAGCUGCUUUACCAUUAAGGAAUGCAGAUGUAAAAGAGCUCCCCAUUCCAGAUCACAAGUUAAUUGUCAGUGUGCCCUGUACGCUUCACUCACAUAAGCCACCUCUUGCUGAGGUUCUAAAAGACUAUAUCAAGCCAGAGGGGGAAUGUUUGGAAUUGUUUGCUCGAAAUUUACAGCCAGGUUGGACUAGUUGGGGCAAUGAAGUUCUCAAAUUUCAACAUGUGGAUUAUUUUGUUGCCCUGGAGUCUAAAAGUUGACUAUGUUCUUAAAAUUGUGUUUUUCUUCAGUUUUUCCUCACUCCUUCUCCCUUCAUUCUAAUAGAUUUUUCCUUUUAUUACCGACCAAUAUGCUUAGAGAUGUAAACAGGACUUGGUUUUUCAGCAAAAUGAUGAGAAGUGACUAUCUGUCAUAUAAUUUUGAGAUGAAUUUUACUUCAUUUGCACUAGUAUUUCACAUUAUUCUGGGCUCUGCAAAUAAAGAGGUAAGCAGUUAGAACGAUGGCAAGAUUUUGUUACUGAAAAAGUUCAGAAAGCAUGCACUAUAGACCUGAAGUCACAAUUCUAUGUAUGGGUGUGUUUUGUUUGGGCCAUAUGGUGUUGUAAAAAAAAAUUGGAGCCAUCAUUCUAAAAAAUCAGGAAAUUUCACAUAAUAAGUCCAUAUUUCUGUCUUUCUUUAAACAUCAGAAACUCUGGCUACACUGUGGCCUGUGUUCUUUCCUGGCAUCAGUCUGUGGGACCCAGUGGUGGCAGCUCAUUUGGGAAGGGCCUUGUACUCUCCAGUUUACCACAGUAACCCUUGUCCCAUGCCACUCACUUAUAUUGUUUACCUGACCCCUGUACAACCCGAAUUUAGAACGUCUAGUAUACUGCUACAUUCUGGAAAAUGUAUUCAAAGACCUGCUAAGUACUGCAUCAUUGUACUGAGUUCAUGAAACAUUUUUUGGAGGGUUUUAAAUUUCAUUCAGGGUCACUUUUCAAUUACUUUUUAGUUUUGCUUGUUUUUCUAGAAGAAAAAUAAAUUCUUAAUAAUGUCAGAAAGUAAACACUGUUUGGACUUAAUUGAUAUUUAUAGAACAUUCCAUCCAAAAGCAGCAGAAUACACAUUCUUCUCAAGUGCACAUGGAACAUUCUUCAGGAUAGAUCACGUGCUGGGCCACAAAGCAAACCUUGGUAAAUUUAAGAAAAUUGAAAUAAUAUCAAGCAUCUUUUCCAACCACACUGCUAUGAGAUUAGAAAUCAACUACAAGGAAAAAACCGUAGAAAACACAAACAUGGGACUUCCCUGAUGGUGCAAUGGUUAAGAAUCCACCUGCCAAUGCAGGGGACAGGGAUUCGAGCCCUGGUCCGGGAAGGUACCACAUGCUGUGGAGCAACUAAGCCCAUGUGCCACAACUACUGAGCCUGCAUUCUAGAGCCCAUGAGCUGCAACUACUGAGCCUGUGUGCCACAACUACUGAAGCCCGAUCGCCUAGAGCCAGUGCUCUGCAACAAGAGAAGCCACCACAAUGAGAAGCCUGUGCACUGCAACGAAGAGUAGCCCCUGCUCACUGCAACUAGAGGAAGCCUGCAUGAAGCAACGAAGACUCAACACAGCCAAAAAUAAAUAAAUAAAUAUUUGAAAAAAAAAACAAACCCACAAACAUGUGGAGGUUGAACCAUGUUAUUAAACAACCAAUGGAUCACCUAAGAAAGAGGAAAUAAAAAAAUACUUAGAGACAAAUGAAAACAAAAACACGACAAUACAAAACCUUUGGGAUACAGCAAAAGCAAUUCUAAGAGGGAAGUUUAUAGCAAUACAAUCUUACCUCAGGAAAUGAAAAAUCUCAACUAAACAACAUAACCUUACACCUAAAGCAAGUAGAGAAAAAAGAACAAACAAAACCCAAAGUUAGUAGAAGGAAAGAACUCAAAGAUCAGAGCAGAAAUAAAUAGAGAUGAACAAAACAAUAGAAAAGAUAAGUGAAACUAAAAGCUUUUUCUUUGAAAAGGUAAACAAAAUUGAUAAACCUUUAGAUUCAUCAGGAAAAAAGGGAAAGGGCUCAAAUCAAUAAAAUUAGAAGUGAAAAAGGAGAAGUUACAACUGACACCACAGAAAUACAAAGGAAUCAGAAGAGACUACUACAAGCAACUAUAUGCCAAUGAAAUGGACAACCUGGAAGAAAUGGACAAAUUCUUAGAAAGGUACAGUCUUUCAAGACUAAACCAUGAAGAACAGACCAAUCACAGACCAAUAUGAACAGACCAAUCACAAGUACUGAAAUUGAAACUGUGAUUAAAAUACUUCCAACAAACAAAAGUGCAGGACCAGAUGAAUUCUAUCACAGGUGAAUUCUGUCAAACACUUAGAAAGGAGUUAACACUUAUCCUUCUGAAACUAUUCCAAAAAGUUACAGAGGCAGGAAAACUCCCAAACUCAUUCUGUGAGGCCACCAUCACCCUGAUACCAAAACCAGACAAAGAUACUACAAAAAAAGAGAAAAUUACAGGUCAAUAUCAUUGAUGAACAUAGAUACAAAAAUCCUCAACAAAAUACUGGCAAACCUAAUCCAACAAUACAAAGGGUUCAUACACCAGUGUCAAAUGCAAGGAUUUUUCAAUACCCUCAAAUCAAUUAGUGUGGUACACCACAUCAACAAAUUGCAGAAUAAAAACCACGUGAUCAUCUCAAUAGAUGCAGAAAAAGCUUUCGACAAAAUUCAACACCCAUUUAUGAUAAAAACUCUCCAGAAAGUGGGCAUAGAGGGAACCUACCUCAACAUAUUACAGGCCAUAUAUGACAGACCCACAGCUAACAUCAUACUUAGUGGUGAUAAGCUGGCAGCAUUUCCUCUAAGAUCAAUGAGAUCAGGCUGACAGCAUUUCCUCUAAGAUCUGGAACAAGACAAGGAUGUUCACUCUCACCACUUUUAUUCAACAUAGUUUUGGAAGUCCUAGCCAUGGCAAUCAGAGAAGAAAAAAACCCCCAAAACCAAAGAAAUCCAAAUUGGAAAAGAAGUGAAACUGUCACUGUUUGCAGAAAAUCCUAAAGAUGCUACCAGAAAACUACUAGAGUUCCUCAAUGAAUUUGGUAAGGUUGCAGGAUACAAAAUUAAUACACAGAAAUCUCUUGCAUCUCUAUACACUAACAAUGAAACAUUGGAAAGAGAAAUUAAGGAAACAAUCCCAUUUGCCAUUGCAUCAAAAUAAUAAAAUACCUAGGAGACAAAAGGCCUGUGCUCUGAAAACUAUAAGAUGCUGAUGAAAGAAAUGGAAUAUUAUACAAACAGAUGGAAAGAUGUACUGUGUUCUUGGAUUGGAAAAUCAGUAUUGUCAAAAUGACUAUACUACCCAAGGCAACUACAGAUUCAAUGCAAUCCCUAUCAAAUUACCAAUGGAAUUUUUCAUGGAACUAGAACAAAAAUUUUAAAAUUUGUAUGGAAACACAAAAGACCCCUAAUAGCCGAAGUAAUUCUGAGAAAGAAAAAUGGAGCUGGAGGAACCAGGCUCCCUGACUUCAAACUAUACUACAAAGCUGCAGUAGUCAAAACAGUACGGUACUGGCACAAAAACAGAAAUAUAGAUUAAUGGAACAAGAUAGAAUGCCUACAAAUAAACCCAUGCACCUAUGGUCAAUUGAUCUAUGAUAAAGUAGGCAAGAAUAUACAAUGGAGAAAAGACAGUCUCUUCAAUAACUGGUGGUGGGAAAACAGCUACAUGUAAAAGAAUGAAAUUAGAACAUUCUCUAACACUAUACACAAAAAUAAACUCAAAAUGGAUUAAAGGCCUAAAUGUAAGACGAGAUACUAUAAAACUCUUAGAGGAAAACAUAGGCAGAACACUCUGACAUAAAUUAUAGAAAUAUCUUUUUGUAUCCACCUCCUAGAAUAAUGAAAAUAAAAACAAAAAUACACAAAUGGGGCCUAAUUAAACUUAAAAGCUUUUUCACAGCAAAGGAAACCAUAAACAAAAUGAAAAGACAGGGCUUCCCUGGUGGUGUAGUGGUUGAGAGUCUGCCUGCCGAUGCAGGGGACACAGGUUCGUACCCCGGUCUGGGAAGAUCCCACAUGCCUUGGAGCGGCUGGGCCCGUGAGCCAUGGCCGCUGAGCCUGUGCAUCCGGAGCCUGUGCUCUGCAGCGGGAGAGGCCACAACAGUGAGAGGCCCACGUACCGCAAAAAAAAGAAAAAAAAAAGAAAAGACAACCCACAGAAAGGGAGAAUGUAUUUGCAAACGAAGUGACUGACAAGGAUUAAUCGCCAGAAUAUACAAACAGCUCUUGCAGCUCAAUAUCACAAAAACAACCCAAUCAAAAAAUUGGCAGAAGAUCUAAAUAGACAUUUCUCCAAAGAAGACAUACAGAUGGCCAAAAAACACAUGAAAAGAUGCCCAACUUUGCUAAUUAUUAGAGAAACGCAAAUAAAAGCUACAAUGAGGUAUCACCUCACACUGGUCAGAAUGGCCAUCAUCAAAAAGUCUACAAACAAUAAAUGCUGAAGAGGGUGUGGAGAAAAGGGAACCCUUCUACGCUGUUGGUGGGAAUGUAAAUUGGUAAAACCACUAUGGAGGACAGUGUGGAAGUUUCCUUACAAAACUAAAAAAAUUAAUAGAACUACCAUAUGAUCCAGCAAUCCCACUCCUGGGCAUAUAUCUGGAGAAAACUGUAAUUCAAAAAGGUACAUGCACCCCAGUGUUCAUUACAGCACUGUUUACAAUAGCAAAGACAUGGAAGCAGCCUAAAUGUCCAUCGACAGAGGAAUGGAUAAAGAAGAUGUGGUACAUAUAUACAGUGGAAUGUUCCUCAGCCAUAAAAAGGAAUGAGAUAAUGCCAUUUGCAGCAACAUGGAUGGACCUAGAGAUUAUCAUACUAAGUGAAGUAAAUUGGACAGAGAAAGACAAAUAUCAUAUGAUAUCACUUAUAUGUGGACUCUAAAAAGAUGAUACAAAUGAACUCAUUUACAAAAUAGAAAGACUCAUUGUUUUCAAAAACAAAUUUAUGGUUACCAAAGGAGAAAGGUGGGGGGAGGGAUAAGUUAGGAAUUUGAGAUUAAGAGAUACGCACUACUAUAUAUAAAAUAGAUAACAAGGACCUACUGUCUAGCACAGGGGACUAUACUCAGUGUUCUGUAAUAAUCUAUAUGGGAAAAGAAUCUGAAAAAGAAUGGGUAUAUGUACAUAUGUAACUGAACCACUUUGCUAUACACCUGAAACUAAUACAACAUUGUAAAUCAACUA